This is a messenger RNA of Rotaria sp. Silwood2, 2955 nucleotides long. Lineage: Eukaryota; Metazoa; Rotifera; Eurotatoria; Philodinida; Philodinidae. The record is from the annotation of a GenBank genome assembly.
AUGGCUAUGAAAACUUCACCAUUUGCUUUAUAUAAAACUUUUAUCGAUGCUUAUAUGCAAGGUCAUCCUGAAGUGGUCAAAUCUCUUCGUCAUUACAAUGGUUUAGCUGAAUGGGAUAAAAUAAAAAAUAAUGAAGAAUUAAUUAAAUCAAAUAUUGAAAAAUAUCUUGCAAUUGCAAAAAAACCAACUGUAACUACAAAUGAAACAAAACCAUCUACUGAUAAUGAAACAACAACAACAACAACAACAACUGGACGAAAACGAACAAUAUCAUCUGAUGAUGAAACAGAAGUUCAUGAUCCAUUAUUUGAUCCAGAUAUUGUUGUUCCAGUUGAACCAACAUUUUCAAAACGUACAAUAAAAAAUUCUGUUUGUGAGAAAGAAGAUGAAACAAAACCAUGGGUUAUUCGUGGUAUUGAAAAAGCUAAAGCUCGUGUUCAAGCUCAUCUUGCAAAAAUUGAAGCAAAACGUCUUGCUAAACAAAGUCGAGUAAAAGCUCCAGCACAAGAAGCUCUUGCACAAGAAAUAAAAGAAAUAUCUGAACGUAUAGCUAAUUUAUUGCAAGUUAAAAAUAUGGGUUUAUCAACUGAUGAAACAAAUUUUACAUUAAAAAAAUUAAUUCGACAAAAAAAAGAACGUUCAACAGAACUUAGUCUUUUACAAUCGAAACAACGUGCUGGUAAACGUUAUCGUCAACGAAGAAAAAAACGUCUUGAAACAUUAUGUAAUGCUGAUCCAGAAGUUGCUACUGAACUUUUAAAACUUUAUAAACCAACAACAAUAGCUGUACAAACGAUUGAUAAUGUUUCGCCAGAUUUAUUACAAACAAUUGAAGAAAUUGCAAGAAUUGGUGGUGUAUCAGAUGCAAAUUCAAGAUUGAUGAAUAGUGGACCAUGUACAACAUUAGAUGAACUUAGAGACAAAAUAAAAGAACGUGGUUAUGAAAUUCGUAGAUCAUCAGUUUUCUAUCGUCUUAUACCUGCUGGUGCUUUUUCUGAAGAUGGAAAAAAACAUGGUACUUCAUCGGGUGUUCGUCUUCGAAAACUUCAAGGUAUCGAACAAGCUCGACAUGAAGAUUGCUAUUUUGUAUCUGCUACCUUAAAAUAUAUGAAAGAUUUAGCUGGAACUUUUGGAAAUGAUUGUGUUUUUUAUCUUGUUCAAGAUAAUAAAGCUUCAAUUAGAAUUGGUCGACCUGCAGCUAGAGGAAAUUCGCCACUUAUCAUGCGUCUUGAUUAUCAAAUUAGUACAGCUAAUUCAACGCCAAUGCCACCAUCAGUUCCAUAUCAACUUAAACCAACAGUAUAUGCAUCUUGUAUUCUUGAUGAAAAUGGUGUUAUUACUAAUUCUGGUCCAACAUAUAUUUCUGUUCGUUCAGCAAAACAUGAUCGAAUAAAUAUUGAUUGUGAAGAAGUUGAUUUUGAUCAUGUUGUUAAAUUAAAAGAAUUCGAACGAACAGCACGAAAUCAUAUUGGUGAAGUUAAACCAGUUAUUAUUAUGAAUAUAGAUAGUAUUAAUCCAAUGGAUUAUACACGUUAUCAAAAAACUCUUUAUUUAUCAAUUAAAAAAUUUAAAAAAUAUAAUUUAGAUGUUUUUAUUCUUAUUACACAAGCACCAGGUCAAACAGCAUUUAAUAUGGUUGAACGACGUUUAGCAUUAUUAUCACAUGAUUUAUCAGGUUUAGUUUUACCAGAUAAUUAUUUUGGUACACAUUUAAAUAUAAGUGGUUUAACAAUUGAUGCUGAAUUAGAAAAAAUGAAUUUAAAAAAAACCGGUGAAGUACUUGCUGAAGUAUGGAAUAUGAACAUGAUUGAUCGUUGUCAAGUUGUUACUGAAUAUAUUGAUCCACCAACAUCAGCAGAUGAAAUGGUUCGAUUUAUUGAUACUAAAUUUACUUUAGAUUAUAUUAUUGAUGAAAUUUGUGAUGAAGAUGAAGAAAUUCCACUUCAUCAACGUAUUCAACGUUCUCGCCCAGCUUUUUAUCCAGAUUCAAAUACAGAUACAAAACCUAAACCUGUUUAUGAUAUUGAUGAAUAUUGGUGUGCAACACAUGUUUUUCAAACUCAAUAUACAAUUCAAAUAGUUCGUUGUACUAAACCAGAAUGUUGUGGUCCAUGGCGUUCGAAUUAUAUUCAAGUAUUUCCUCAUCGAUUUCUUCCACCACCUGUACCAUUUCAUCGUUCAUCACGUGGUGUUAGAUUAGAAAAUAUUGAAUCAUCAUUUGCUAAUCUAAAACCAACAUCACCAUAUUAUGGUACAUUAUUUCAACGUAUUCAAUUUCAUGGUAUUGUUAUGCGUGGAACACAAAAUCAAUUAAUACCAUUUGAUGCUUAUUGUCCAUCAAUUCAAAAUAAAAUGUAUUCACGUACAUGUACGAUUUGUAAACAAUAUAUUCCAUCUGCAGCACGUUUACGUAAUCAUUAUAAAGUUCAUCAACAACGAUACGCAUCUAAAUAUACUGAUCAUAAUAAUAAUAAGAAUAAUAAAGAAGAAGAAUUAAUUGAUGAUGAUGAUCCUAUUGAUCCAAGUGAUUUACCAUUAUCACCAAUAAAUAUAAGUCAAAAUGGAGUUUUUCUUUUUACUGAUAUGACUGAUUGGUUAAAAUCUGAUUUUGAAGAUGAUCCUGUUACUGAACCAAAACCAAAAUCAGUAGCUGCAACAGCAAAUGCUAUGAUUAGAAAAGAAAAACAAUUAGUAGCUGAAGCAACUGCUGCUAUUGCUGAAAGUUCAAAACUACUUCAAAAAUCAAAAACAGCAACAACAACACAAAAUGAUGUUGUUGAAUCAGUAGCAACUAUUUCAGUUGAUAAUGCAUUAUCAUUAAAUGAUAAUGUUGAUAUUCCUGAAAUUAAGGUGGAACAAGACGAUGUAUCUGAUGCACUUGAACAAUUAAAUGUUAUGGAUGAUAAUAUUAAUAAUAGUUAUGAUGAUCUUAGUGAUCUUAUAGACAAAAUUUGA